AUGAGCAAGAUAAUAAUACCGGGAGACCAGUUGUCUUCUGAAAUUCCAGAGGAUGGCAAUAUCGCUAUUGGUCCAGGCAUCUACAAAAACCCCAAAACGCAAAAUAUCAUUCCUCUGCUGUCAGGCUACCUCAAAUCGAUAGGCAAGAAGAACACAGCAGACAAGCUUCUUUACAUCGAAUCAAAUUCAAAAAGAUACACGCCUCAAGUAAAUGAUUUUGUUGUGGGAGUUGUCACUGGCGUUUACAGUGACUUUUUCAAGAUAUCACUACAAGACUUCUCGCAGCAGGUUCAACUUUCCAUGAUGGCAUUCCCCAACGCAAGCAAAAAAAACCGUCCUAAUCUCAAGAUCGGCCAAGCUGUUUACGCUAGAGUUAGCGAGGCCAAUCCAGAAGUCGAUAUUGAAAUCGAGUGCAUAGAUCCAGAGACCGGAAAAGAAGGUGGUUUUGGUCCCCUUGACGACAGUGGGUUCCUUUUCGAAGUCAACCUCAACUUUGCAAGAGAAUUGCUUUUCAACAAGAGCAACAUUUUCUUGGAGAAGCUUGCCGCCAAGUGCGCUUUCGAGAUUGCAAUUGGUAUUAAUGGAAGAAUCUGGCUCAAGGUAGGUGAGGGGCUCACGACCAAGAACAAGGAGGCCGAGAAUGACGAUGAUGUCGACAUGGACAAGCAGGAAGUGACUGUCAAGGAUAUGAGACUCACGAUAGCGGCUGCCCGGUACCUCCAGGCGUGUCAGAACGUGAAGCAAGAGAGCGCAGAUGCUGAGUUGAAGAAGGCAUUCAAGGGCACUGGUGGUCUAUAA
This is a messenger RNA of Candidozyma duobushaemuli, 798 nucleotides long. Its product is annotated as exosome non-catalytic core subunit. Gene Ontology annotation, molecular function: RNA binding. Lineage: Eukaryota; Fungi; Ascomycota; Pichiomycetes; Serinales; Metschnikowiaceae. Gene Ontology annotation, cellular component: cytoplasmic exosome (RNase complex); nuclear exosome (RNase complex). The record is from RefSeq and is a predicted model, not a curated record. Bases 1 to 798 code for a protein of 265 amino acids. The transcript has a single exon. Gene Ontology annotation, biological process: CUT catabolic process; TRAMP-dependent tRNA surveillance pathway; exonucleolytic trimming to generate mature 3'-end of 5.8S rRNA from tricistronic rRNA transcript (SSU-rRNA, 5.8S rRNA, LSU-rRNA).